CUAGUCAUUGAUUUUAGAACUCCAAAUUCCAAAAGACCAAAACCCAAUAUUUACCUUUCUCUAUUUUUUUCAAAUACUCUCAAACAUCUCUCUCCUUCGUCCUUCCGCCGCCGCUGAGUCUCCGACAUGGAGAAUCUAAUCUCGCUAGUCAACAAAAUCCAAAGAGCUUGCACGGCUCUCGGUGACCAAGGCGAAGCCAGCGCAUUAUCGUCUCUCUGGGAUGCGCUCCCCUCCAUCGCCGUCGUCGGUGGCCAGAGUUCAGGGAAGUCUUCUGUCUUGGAGAGCAUUGUGGGGAAGGACUUCUUACCCCGUGGUUCUGGAAUUGUUACUCGCCGUCCUCUUGUGUUGCAGCUUCAUAAGAUUGACAGAGGUAGCAGUGAAUAUGCGGAGUUUCUCCACCUUCCGAGGAAAAGGUUCAUAUAUUUUGCUCUUGUAAGAAAGGAAAUUGCAGAUGAGACAGAUCGUGAAACUGGUCGCACCAAAAUGAUCUCCAGCAUUCCAAUUCAUCUUAGUAUAUAUUCUCCUAAUGUUGCCAACUUGACACUUGUUGAUCUUCCUGGGCUUACAAAAGUUGCUGUUGAGGGUCAGCCAGAUAGUAUUGUGCAGGACAUUGAAAAUAUGGUUCGCUCCUAUAUUGAGAAGCCCAACUGUAUAAUAUUAGCAAUUUCACCUGCUAAUCAAGAUCUUGCUACAUCUGAUGCAAUUAAAAUCUCUCGUGAAGUGGAUCCAACAGGGGAGAGGACAAUCGGAGUCUUGACAAAAAUUGAUCUUAUGGACAAGGGUACUGAUGCAGUUGAAAUAUUGGAAGGAAAGUCUUAUCGCCUAAAAUUUCCUUGGGUUGGGGUCGUGAAUCGCUCUCAGGCAGAUAUUAACAAGAAUGUUGACAUGAUUGCUGCUCGGCGUAGAGAACGUGAAUAUUUUUCAGGUACCCCCGAAUACAAGCACCUUGCUCACAGAAUGGGUUCUGAGUAUCUAGCGAAAAUGCUUUCUCAGCAUUUGGAAACUGUAAUUAAGACAAAAAUCCCAGGCAUCUGGUCCCUUAUUAACGAGACCAUUAUUGAACUUGAAACUGAACUGAGUCAUCUUGGAAAGCCCACUGCGACUGAUGAUGUAGGGAAACUGUAUGCAAUCAUGGAUAUUUGUCGUCUAUUUGAUGAAGUAUAUAAAGAACAUCUUGAUGGCGUCCGUCCUGGAGGUGAAAAGAUUUGCUAUGUUUUUGAUAAACAACUUCCUGAUGAUCUGAAAAAAUUGCAAUUUGAUAAGCAACUUUCAGUGGAAAAUAUAAGAAAGGUCAUUACCGAAGCUGAUGGGUAUCUACCUCAUCUAAUAGCUCCCGAACAAGGAUACCGUCGUCUCAUAGAAUCCUCGGUAAUUAGUAUAAGAGGUCCUGCUGAGGCUGCAGUCAAUGCUGUUCAUGUCCUUCUGAAGGAUCUUGUUUACAAGGCUGUAAGUGAGACUCCGGAGCUAAGGCUGUAUCCUGGUCUUGAAGCAGAGGUAAAAAAUGCAGCUUGCGCGUCACUUGAGAGAAUGAGAGCAGAAAGCAAGAAAGCAACACUACAGUUAGUUGAUAUGGAGAGUUAUUACCCGACAGUUGAUUUCUUCCGUCAACUUGACAAGGGUGGCAACCUAGUUGAUUUCUUUCAUCAACUUCCUCAAGAUGUUUUUCGUCAACUUCUUCAAGAUGUUGGGAAGGGUGGCAACCCAGUUGAUUUCUUGCGUCAACUUCCUCCAGCUGUUUUUCGUCAACUUCUUCAAGAUGUUGACAAGGGUGGCAACCCAUCACAUCCACUGUCUGAUAGAUAUAAUGAAUCUUAUCUCAAGCGAAUUGGGUCAAAUGUUCUCGGCUAUGUCAAUAUGGUUCGUGCAAGUUUACGCAACUCUAUUCCCAAAUCUGUUGUUUAUUGCCAAGUCAGAGAGGCAAAACGAAGCUUACUGGUCCGUUUCUUCACCGACUUGGGUAAAAUGCAGACGAAGCAGUUGUCAUCUUUGCUGGAUGAGGAUCCGGCAGUUGUGGAGAGGCGUACUGCCCUUGCGAAAAGGCUGGAGUUAUACAGGAGUGCUCAGGCAGAGAUGGAUACAGUUGCUUGGUCUGAGUAGACUAGGAAUGACAACCCGGGCGAUGCCGUGGGGAAGCAUUUCUGCGUUAUGUUCGCUAAAUUUCAUAUGUUUAAUUUUUAAGUGUUUGAUUCGCAAAGAUAACUAAGAUGUGAUUAAAUGAAAACGGAAAGUUGUUGCAUAUUCAAAGUAAAGCUCCUUCGAAAAAAGAAAAUGUAAAGCCUCCACCGCCCUGAGAGAAGUGGAAACUGUGUAACAUACUGACAUGUGAAACAAAGCAAAGACAGAGAGCCAUCGAAUCAAACCCAAAAAACAAUAAAUUGCAUAUAACGACCCUUCCAUUGUAACAAAGGAUUCCCCUUUUUUGUGGAAAAGGCCAAUAAAAACAGGACCUAGAGCAUUUAAAUUUUGAAA
Rosa chinensis is the source of this 2469-nucleotide messenger RNA. Its product is annotated as dynamin-related protein 1A. Gene Ontology annotation, cellular component: cytoplasm; plasma membrane; microtubule. Gene Ontology annotation, biological process: receptor-mediated endocytosis. Lineage: Eukaryota; Viridiplantae; Streptophyta; Magnoliopsida; Rosales; Rosaceae. The record is from RefSeq and is a predicted model, not a curated record. The coding region runs from base 127 to 2097 and encodes 656 amino acids. Gene Ontology annotation, molecular function: GTPase activity; GTP binding; microtubule binding. The transcript is spliced from 16 exons.